AUUAGAACAAGACGAAGGUGACGAAAUAUGCGAACAGAGUGCGUGAAAGGAAGAGCUUCACCAACAUUGGCUAGCGAGAGGAAUUGAAAAAUAGGUGUAAAAAAAGAACAAACAGAGAUAAAAUAGAUGGAGGUGGCGUGGUGAGAUUGAGAAUGGACAAGCUGCGUGAACUGGGUGCUUGCUAGAAGGGGCUGCAGACUAGAUGUGUGUAAGUAGCCUCUUUUCGUCUACUCUUGGACAGGACCACGAAUCGGUCUUGCGAUGUAUUUUAACGGAGCUAUAUCAUCGUUGCUUCAGGAGCAAAGCGGUAAGUUUAACAUGAAAUCAAGCCGCGCAGGCAAGAUGACCUACUUCCUACUUUCUCUAUCUCUCCAACAACACUCGCUGACACCAGGUAAGCCUUGGGCCGUUCAGAUGUUUACUUUAGACUACCUGAAGUCGUUGGAGCGCCCGGUAAUGGGGAGAAGCGUAGCGUAGAUAAGGCCUCUACUUAGAAUAUAGAUAAAAGUAGCGCAUAGUUGCUCAAGAUGGU
Amoebophrya sp. A25 is the source of this 532-nucleotide messenger RNA. Lineage: Eukaryota; Dinophyceae; Syndiniales; Amoebophryaceae. The record is from the annotation of a GenBank genome assembly.